Molecule: messenger RNA, 8052 nt
Organism: Hyla sarda
Lineage: Eukaryota; Metazoa; Chordata; Amphibia; Anura; Hylidae
Gene: DOP1A
Product: DOP1 leucine zipper like protein A
Exons: 40
Coding region: 536-7897 (2453 amino acids)
Biological process (GO): Golgi to endosome transport
Cellular component (GO): trans-Golgi network; endosome
Source: RefSeq, a predicted model, not a curated record
UUAGCAUAAGACAAGUCAAGUCUGUAACCAAGUCAGUCUCAAGUCUAAAGUAAAGUAACAAGCAUACCACAAGUCCCACAACUGCCUUAAAAUUUACGACAGUGGCUGUUCAUUUUGUCUGCUAAUAAAAGAAUGGAGCAAAGUUUUGGGAAGUCAACAGGUAAAACUAUAGAGAUUAAUGACACCACUUGUGACCAGAACCUGGCAACCCAGGGACAUAUCCAUCAAAUAGAACUAGCAGUGGCCUGAGCUUGACACCCUUGGAAACCAAUGGGAAAUAUCACAAGUGUACCACCCAGUGGUCAACUUCCAUCUGCCUACCCCGCUUUAAUGACAGCCACUAGAUAAGGAGGAGAAAGAAGGUUUUUACAUCUUCGUUGGAAAGGACCAUGGAAAUUACAUGAACAUACAAUUUACACACCAGACAUAUGUAAAUGUCUAGUCAUGAAGUGACAUAUGUUGGUGACUGCAAUGCUAAAAAGGUGAUGGUUUCUGCUGAUUAUAGAGCUGGUCUCUAGUGGAUAAAGGAGGGAGAAUGAACACUGAAGAAGUGGAGUUACUGAGUGACUCCAAAUAUAGAAACUAUGUGGCAGCCGUGGACAAGGCGCUGAAGAACUUUGAGUAUUCCAGUGAAUGGGCCGAUCUCAUAUCUGCUCUUGGGAAGCUGAACAAGGUCUUGCAAAAUAAUGCAAAGUAUCAAGUUGUCCCUAAGAAGUUAACUAUAGGAAAACGGCUGGCACAAUGUCUCCAUCCGGCAUUGCCAGGGGGUGUCCACAGGAAAGCUCUAGAAACCUACGAAAUCAUUUUCAAAAUCAUUGGACCAAAGCGAUUGGCAAAAGACCUUUUUCUGUACAGUGCUGGCCUUUUCCCUCUGCUUACAAAUGCUGCAAUGUCUGUGAAGCCAGUGUUACUUAGUCUAUAUGAGAUGUAUUACCUACCUCUGGGCAAGACCUUAAAACCUGGCCUGCAAGGACUGCUCACUGGUAUUCUUCCUGGCUUGGAGGAGGGUUCAGAAUAUUAUGACAGGACAAACACCCUCUUGGAGAAAGUGGCCUCAGCAGUGGAGCAAUCUGCCUUCUAUAGUGCUCUUUGGGGCAGUCUUCUCACCAGCCCUGCAGUACGCCUGCCUGGCAUCACCUAUGUCCUUUCCCAUCUGAAUAGGAAACUAUCAAUGGAAGACCAGCUUUACAUCAUUGGAAGUGACAUUGAAUUAAUGGUGGAGGCAGUGAGCACCUCUGUGCAGGAUUCCAGUGUGCUGGUCCAGAGAAGCACAUUAGACCUUAUCCUGUUUUGUUUUCCCUUCCACAUGAGUCAGGCAACCCGUCCUGACAUGAUUCGUAUUCUGUCCGCUGCUCUGCGUGUGGUCUUACGGAGAGAUAUGUCAUUGAAUCGAAGGUUAUAUGCCUGGCUGCUAGGAUUUGAUAACAAUGGGACCAAAAUAGGACCAAGGAGUACAAGACAAAGCAAUCCCGAGGAACAUGCUUCUUACUACUUCAAUACAUUCUCUAAGGAUCUCUUAGUACAGGCGAUGGUGGGAAUUUUACAGGGAAAAGAACUAAAUCGGGAGAAUUCACUAACGCAAGACUUAAAGCCCUUCCGUGUCCUCAUAAGCUUAUUGGACAAACCUGAACUUGGGCCUGCGAUUCUGGAAGACGUGUUAAUCGAAGUGUUCAGAACAUUGUAUACCCAAUGCAAAGCAGAGCUGGAUCUUCAAACACAAGCUCCUUUCAGUAAGGACCCUGCACAGCUGAGCAGUAAACUGCGGGAAAACAAGAGGACGGCCGAACUCAUAAAAACAGCCAACCUUUUAUUUAACUCCUUUGAGCCUUAUUAUAUGUGGGAUUACAUUGCACGCUGGUUUGAAGAAUGCUGCAGGAGGACACUACACGCCAGGCUUCAGCCUCCCUCUAGUGGUAGCAGUAAUCAGUCCGAGUUACCUCUUAUCAACUUCUGCUUGCUGGUGGAUUUCUUGCUAGACAUAGUGUCUUUGCCUACGAGAAGUAUGAGAGUGAUAUGCCAGGAGACUUAUAUUGAAAUACAGACUGAACACCUGCCUCAGCUGCUCCUCCGAAUGAUCUCUGCUCUAACCAGCCACCUCCAAACUCUGGACCUCAGAGAACUGACAGAUUCUCUAAGACUUUGCUCAAAAAUCCUCAGCAAAGUUCAACCUCCACUUCUGUCUGCAGGCACGGGAGGCACAUUCCAGCUUCCCAGUGGACAGAAUGGCUCCAGCAAUGACAAGGAGGAGAGGAAGUUGUCCCCGGUUUCUGCUGAAAAUCCAGGUGAUGUGUUUGAAGAUGGAGAAAAUCCUCCAAGCAGCCGAUCUUCAGAAAGUGGGUUUACAGAAUUUGUACAGUACCAGGAGGACAAGACAGAUGAUAUUGACAAGCUGCUGAGUGAUGGGCAAAGUGCAGCUGCUCUUCCCUUAGGUAGCACUUCAUCAGAAACGGAAACCGCAUCCACUGUAGGGUCUGAGGAGACAAUUGUACAACACCCUUGUAAGAGUCCAAAAGGGUCCGCUACCAGGACUAUGAAGGCCACACAGAAAACAGCAAUGCAGUGCUGCCUGGAGUAUUUCCAGCAAUUCCUCACUAGGUUUAUUACUCUGUACAUUCUCCCAAAGACUGCCACAACUAAAACACUCACAGCAGAACAACCAUCCGGAGGUCAGACAGAAAACCCUAAAUGGGAGACUGCCACAGAAAAUAGUACCGAAAAGAAAAUCAACAAACCUAUUUCUCCUAAAGAAUACCGUCCAGCCUUCAUUGCUGCGUGCCAGUUAUUCCUUGAAUGUUCCAGUUUUCCUGUGUACAUUGCAGAAGGCAUUCACCCUGCAGACGUCCAUUCUGAUAAAGGAGAAGGGGAUUGUGAGAAGGUUCAGCCACCAAUGUGGCUUCAGACUCUCAUGAACGCAUGCAGUGCUGCGGUUGACUUCAGCAUACAGAGUGUGGCCAUUUCUCUUGUUAUGGACCUGGUGGGCUUAACUCAAUCUGUGGCCAUUGUAACAGGCGAAAAUGCGAACAGCCCAGAAGCUUCUCAACCCUUGAGCCCAAACCAAGGCAGAGUGUCUGUUGUUAUCCGACCUCCCCUCACAGAGGGCAAUUUGAGGUAUAUGGUGGAGAAAAUGGAUUUCUUUAAGAAUGUGGCUAUAACACUGUGGCAACAGUUUGGUGACCAGACCCCACAGCACCAUCAGAGGAGUGUGGAGCUCUUCUAUCAACUGCACAACCUGGUCCCAUCUUCUAGUAUAUGUGAAGAUGUCAUCAGCCAGCAGCUGACUCACAAGGAUAAGAAAAUUAGAAUGGAGGCUCAUAGUAGAUUUGCAGUCCUGUGGCACCUCACCAGAGACCUUCACAUCAACAAGUCAUCAUCCUAUGGCCGGACUUUUGACAGGUCACUGUUUAUUAUGUUGGACAGCCUGAAUAGCCUAGAUGGCUGCACAUCUUCUGUGGGUCAGGCCUGGUUACAUCAAGUACUACAGAGACAUGAUAUUGCUAGAGUCCUGGAACCACUCUUACUCCUCCUUCUUCAUCCUAAAACCCAGCGUGUGUCUGUGCAGCGAGUCCAGGCUGAAAGACAUUGGAGUAAAUCAAUUCGACAUAUGGAAGAAAGCAGGAAAGCCUUCAGCAAGGCAUCUCUCAAUAAUGAUGCUUUUCCCAGCACACGGCUAUGUUCUGGGAUCACGUCUAAACAGGUUCUCAUGGAUGAGAUGGAGAACUUCAGCCUUACAGUGAACCCUUUGAGUGACCGACUUUCCCUCCUGAGCACAAGCAGUGAGACUAUCCCAAUGGGAAUAUCUGACUUUGAGCUUCCCGAUCAGCAGAUAGAAAUCCUGCAAAGCUCAGAUUCUGGUUGUUCACAGUCUUCAGUUGGAGAUGAGGUGGAUGCUGAGAGUUUAACUGCUCAGGAAAACUGUCCAAACUCUAGAGAGGACUCUGUCGAGGACAUAGUUCAGCAGGUUCUUUCUGACUUAAUUUACAAUGUUCUUAGAAAUGUGGAAGAAGAUCCUGAAUCAAAUGACUCAGAUGCCGAACCGAUAGAUACAUGUGAUAGAAUAAAUACAUGCACCUCUGUAGUAGCUGAAGCUCCCAAUAUUGAGGAGGAAGUACCUCAAGGGAAUGAAAAUAACCUCUCGGUCAGGGAUCCGUCUAAUUUCCUGUCUGUGUCAGCAGAGGCAGGCAUUGAAAGCUUGGCAAACGCCAUAACCAGAAACUUAUCUUCUCCAUCCAUUAUGGCUCAGCAAAUGCCUCUAGAAUUUAGCUCCAGCAUGGGGCGGGGAGAACACCGAAAACGGAGUCACAGCAGCAUUCAGUUUAACUUUAAAGGUAAAAUUGCAGAAAAGGACCAAAUUGGUAAAGAAAGGGGCAGCAAGACAACCGGGACAAAACCUAAAGUAAAAAUGCCCAGAAGGAAAGAUGAAGACAAGAAAAAAGCACAAAGUGAGAAGUUGAAGCAGACAAAUGUCUUUUUUAGUGAUGGAUUAGAUUUGGAGAAUUGGUACAGCUGCGGAGAGGGUGAAAUCUCCGAAAUUGAAAGUGACGUGGGAUCUCCCAGCAUCCACAAAUCCCCCCAUUUUAACAUCCACCCUCUUUACCAGCAUGUGCUCUUGUACCUCCAGUUAUAUGACUCCUCAAGGACAUUAUAUACUUUAUCCGCUAUAAAAGCCAUGCUGAAAACCUGCCCAACUGUAUUUGUUAGUGCUAUAUCCACCACCAGUGUGAAUAAUGCAUACACUCCUCAGCUAUCUUUACUCCAAAAUCUUUUAGCAAGGCAUCGGAUAUCUGUGAUGGGGAAAGACUUUUAUAGCAACAUUCCUCUAGACUCCAACCACAAUUUCCGAAGCUCCAUGUAUAUAGAGAUUCUUAUUUCUUUAUGUUUGUAUUUCAUGAGAAGCCAUUACCCUACUCAUGUGAAAGUCUCACAGCAAGAUCUUAUGGGCAACCGCAACAUGCAGAUGAUGAGUGUCGAAAUUUUGACCCUGCUGUUUACAGAGUUGGCAAAGGUCAUUGAGAGCUCUGCCAAGGGCUUUGCCAGCUUUAUCUCAGAUAUGUUAUCCAAAUGCAAGGUUCAGAAAGUGAUCCUCCACUGCUUACUAUCGUCAAUAUUCAGUGCUCAGAAGUGGCAUAGCGAGCGCAUGGCCGAGAAGAACAUAAUGGCCAUCGAAGAAGGCUUUUCUGAAGACAAUCUCAUCAAUUUUUCGGAAGAUGAAUUGGACAAUGGCAGUACGCUACAGUCUCAAUUAUUAAAGGUCCUUCAAGGUCUUAUUGUCCUGGAGCAUCGUGUCCUGACUGUUCCUGAAGACAAUGAGGCAGGCUUUGAUUUUGUAAUAACUGAUCUGGACCACAUAAACCCUCAGCAGCCUAUGACCUCCUUACAAUAUAUGCACUCACAGCCUAUCACAUGCCAGGGAAUGUUCCUGUGUGCAGUGAUCAGGGCUCUACACCAGCACUAUGCAUGUAAGAUGCACCCGCAAUGGAUUGGACUCAUAACAUCCACCUUGCCAUACAUGGGGAAGGUGUUGCAGAGAGUCGUAGUUUCAGUGACUUUACAGCUUUGCAGAAACCUUGAUAACUUAAUUCAACAAUACAAGUAUGAAACCGGAUUAUCUGACAACAGGCCUCUUUGGAUGGCAUCAUUCAUCCCACCGGAUAUGAUACUUACUCUGUUGGAAGGCAUUACCACUAUUAUUCACUACUGCCUGCUUGACCCUUCUGCGCAGUACCACCAGCUUAUGGUCAAUGUAGAUCAGAAACAUUUGCUUGAAGCACGCAGUGGAAUCCUUUCUAUAUUUCAUUUAAUAAUGUCAUCGGUCACUCUGCUUUGGAGUAUUUUGCAUCAAGCUGAUUCUUCUGAGAAGAACUUUGCAGCAGCGGCCGCCUCAGUCACUACUAUCAACCUUGGCUCCACUAAGAACUUAAGACAACAAAUCCUGGAGCUGCUAGGACCUAUUUCUAUGAAUCAUGGGGUUCAUUUUAUGGCAGCCAUCGCUUUUGUAUGGAAUGAAAGAAGACGAAACCAAAACUCUGCUCGUACAAAGGUUAUUCCUGUAGCAAGUGAAGAGCAACUUCUCCUUGUGGAGCUGGUUCGUUCAAUCAGUGUUAUGAGGACAGAGACCGUCAUUCAGACAGUGAAGGAAGUGUUAAAACAGCCUCCUGCUAUAGCUAAAGACAAGAAACAUCUUUCCCUUGAGGUCUGCAUGUUACAGUUCUUUUAUGCAUAUGUACAGAGGAUUCCGGUGUCUAAUCUUGUGGACAGCUGGGCUUCUUUUCUUGCUCUUCUGAAAGAGUCCAUCCAGCUGAACCUCCCAGCCCCUGGUCAAUUCCUGAUACUUGGGGUUUUGAAUGAGUUUAUUAUGAAGAACCCCACACUAGAUAACAAGAAAGACCAGAGGGAUCUCCAGGAUGUUACUCAUAAGAUUGUAGAUGCCAUUGGUAUAAUAGCAGGAUCAUCAUUGGAGCAAACAACCUGGUUAAGAAGAAAUUUGGAAGUGAAACCUUCUCCUAAGAUAACUGUAGAUGGACCUUCCCUGGAAUCUGAUGUAGAAGACAUUAUGCUGUCUCCAGCUAUUGAGAUCUCCCAUAUCACCCCUUCAGUAUACAGUGUACAUGCUCUCACUUUACUAGCUGAGGUUCUUGCUCAUUUGCUGGAUAUGGUGUUCUACAGCGAUGAAAAAGAGAAGGUUAUCCCAUUACUUGUCAAUAUAAUGCAUUAUGUGGUACCCUAUUUACGGAACCACAGCGCUCAUAAUGCUCCCAGUUAUCGAGCCUGUGUGCAGCUAUUGAGCAGCCUCAGUGGUUAUCAGUACACCAGACGCACAUGGAAGAAGGAAGCCUUUGAUCUCUUCAUGGAUCACAACUUUUUUCAAAUGGAUGGCUCCUGUGUUAGUCACUGGAGGGCCAUUAUGGACCAUCUGAUGACACAUGACAAAACCACAUUCCGGGAUCUAAUGACUCGUGUAGCUGUUGCUCAGAGUAGUUCUCUCAGUCUAUUCACUAACCGGGAUGCUGAGCUGGAGCAGCGAGCAAUGCUGUUGAAGAGACUGGCCUUUGCCAUCUUCAGCAGUGAAAUUGACCAGUACCAGAAGUUCCUACCUGAUAUACAAGAAAGGCUAGUGGAGAGCUUACGGUUGCCACAAGUGCCCACCCUACAUUCCCAGGUAUUCCUGUUUUUCCGAGUUCUGCUGCUGAGAAUGUCCCCUCAACACCUCACCUCAUUGUGGCCAACUAUGAUCACGGAACUGGUACAAGUCUUUUUGUUAAUGGAGCAGGAACUUACAGCAGAUGAAGAUAUCACCCGGACAUCUGGACCUUCUGUAGCUGGUUUGGAGACAACAUACACUGGUGGGAAUGGAUUCUCCACAUCAUACAACAGCCAGCGGUGGUUAAACCUCUAUCUGUCAGCGUGUAAAUUUCUUGACCUAGCCCUGGCAUUACCGUCUGAUAAUCUGCCCCAGUUUCAGAUGUAUCGCUGGGCAUUUAUCCCAGAAGCAUCAGAUGAUUCAGGGUUAGAAGUUCGAAGGCAAGGAACACAUCAAAGAGAAUUCAAACCAUAUGUGGUUCGAUUGGCAAAACUUUUAAGGAAAAGAGCCAAGAAAAAUCCAGAAGAUGACAGCUCAGGUAGAAUAUUGGACUGGGACCCUGGACAUUUACUGCUCACAAUCUCCACCAUCCGCAGCAUGGAGCAGCUUCUGCCUUUUUUCAAUGUACUCAGUCAAGUCUUCAAUAGCAAAGUCACAAGCAGAUGUGUUGGAGAUUCAGGGAGCCCGAUUCUAUAUCCAAAUUCUUUUCCCAACAAAGAUAACAAACUGGAGAACCAAAAACUGUUUUCCAGCAAAGCCAGACAGAAGAUUGAGGAGAUGCUGGAGAGAGAUUUUCUGGAAGGAGUGCUGAAGAGCUGAUGUGCUCACUACUGAAUUUACUGACAUUUUCCAGCUGUACAUAGACUUUUUUACUCUGUAUGUAUUGUAACAAAUCGGCUUCUUACUUAUGUUUUGACUCUUAUUUAAGUUAAAUCUUUUUACCUGUAAAUAAAAGUGAGAAUCCUGGAUGUGAA